Molecule: messenger RNA, 588 nt
Organism: Solanum lycopersicum (tomato)
Lineage: Eukaryota; Viridiplantae; Streptophyta; Magnoliopsida; Solanales; Solanaceae
Source: RefSeq, a predicted model, not a curated record
AUGAGGGUGAAAACACCAGAGAGGGAUGAGGAAAGAAAGGAAAAUGCUAAAAGGAAACAUCACAAUGUCCCAUCAGAAACAGAGCCUAAGAGACUGAAAUUAGAUAGAGAUCUCGAUGGAAAAUUAACAACCCCGCCAAUCGAAUUCUCAGAAAGUUCUGACGACAAAGAAGAAGCAGAAGAAGAGGAAGAAGACGAUGACGAAGAGGAAACAGAAGCAGAAGAAGAGGAAGAAGACGAUGACGAAGAGGAAACAGAAGAACAAGAAGAGGAAGAAGACGAUGACGAAGAGGAAACAGAAGAAGAAGAGGAUAAGAAAAUGAAAUCAGAAAAUUCAAGAGGAACAUUUCUUGGUGAAUUUCAGGGGAAAUUCAGAACCCCACGAAUCGAUUUCACAAAAAAAAGUUCUGAUGAUGACGAAGAAGAGGAGGACAAGAAAAUGAAAUCAGAAAGUUCUGAUGACGAAGAAGAAGAGGAGAAGAAAAUGAAAUCAGAAAUUUCACAAACAAAUGAAUUUCGUCGAAUCAUUUUCCCAGAAACUUCUGAAUUGGCAAAAGCACGAUUCAAGGAUGGAAUAAAUCUGAAUUAG